AUGGAGGAGCGACCUGUCUUUGAGCUGAAGCUCUCAGAGGCUGAGGGUCUCCGCCGACUUCCAAAUGAUCUAGCAGAGCGACUACGAAAUGCAUCUGGAUCACAAUAUUUAGAUGCGCUUGCCCUGGCAGCGCUCGAGCCGGGGAAUACAGAAUGGAUUUUCACAACAUAUGAGCGUCUGAUUGUCGACAUAGCUUCCCGAUGGCUGGACUUGGAUCCUCAAAAUUAUUACUUGAACAUACUUUCGGCAUUUUCUCGAAUAUUGCCUUUUGCGCCGUAUCUUCGACAUUUUACCCACGACUAUGCACGAAGCCAUUCCGAAACCUUCAGCGGUUCUUUCCUCAACUUCGAUGGCGCAACGAUACGAAAAGCUCUUUUAUGCAUAUUCCGUCUUUCAUCGUUCGACAUAGAAUCUUUCACCGCCGUCAUCUCACCAAUCCAACUCCAAUCCCUCUUUCAACACGCCGACAGCUGCGUGCGCUAUUUGGCGGUUCGAUGUUUCUGUUAUUAUAUGCGCACCGGAGACGCAGCAACGCAAAGGAUGGUGACUACACAUAUCGGCACUGGGGUUAUUGAAGGCCCAUGGGAAAAUACCGUGAUUGAUUAUAGGCUCCUUGGGUUGUGGGAGGAACGCCGAUGGCAUCUUUUUGAAGCUGACCUAUGUUCGAGGCGAAGUUCAUUGACAUUAAAUACAGCCUGGGACAUAGUCGACAGACACAGAGAGAAUUUUAGUCAUCGCACAGCUUAUAUUGGUGGAGUGUUAGUUCCCAAAGUUCGGUGGGAUAGACCUACCCCCGAAAGCAAUCUCGUUAAGACUGCAACAGUCACGAAUAACCUCCGAGGUAUAGCAACCGCGCUGCUUGAACAAAAGCCAUUGCUUCUCAUUGGAUUGCCCAAUUCUGGGAAGACCUCGUUGGUCAAUGACGUUGCCAGAGAAAUGGGACAGCGGAAAGAGAGAAUCAAAUGCGCCGAUGGGUUUAGAAUCAUCGCCACCAUGAAAUCUUCUCUCAACAGCAAAGGUGAAGAGGUUGCACAAAGCCAUGGUCUUCUUGGAGCCAGGUUGUGGAAUAAGGUUCAAAUAAAUUCCUUGCCAUUGAUCGAAGUUCGCGAGGUUCUCAUCGAGAAAUACCCUGUGCUUUCGGCCCGGGUUCCCACACUAAUUGACAUUUAUGACAGACUCUGUUCUGCCUUUCACAGUAGCUUAGCUGCGAGGUCUGCUCAAGGUAGGACACCUGGACUGAGAGAUUUGAUCAAACUAUGCAAUAGAUUGCAUAAACGACUUCUGCGCCUGGGGGUAACGACAGGAAAUGAGGCGACCCCCGAGAGUUUUCAGGAUGAGAUAUUCCUUGACACCGUGGAUGCCUUUAUUCGUUACCUACCUGAUCGAGAUUUCGGUCAUAGGCUCAGCUCAAUUGUCGCCGAGGAACUCCAACUCUCUCCUCAAAGAGCCGACUACUGCCUGCAAGAACGGACUCCUCCAUACGCUGACUAUGAGGAUAAAUUCUCGGUUGGUAGAGAAGUCUGCACCAAAAUGAAAGUCACAAAGACAGCAAAAUCACGAUUUAACAAAUUAACAAAUUGGUUUGCUCCCACGCGGGCUGCCCUGAGAACAAUGGAGCAAAUCGCUGCUGCUGUGCAGGUAUCGGAACCGGUGCUACUUGUUGGAGAGACGGGUAUUGGUAAAACGGCAGUCAUUCAGCAGUUGGCCAAUUUGACUUGUCAGAAGUUGACAGUGGUCAAUCUUUCUCAGCAGAGCGAAAGUUCGGACCUUCUGGGAGGGUUCCGGCCAGUUAACCUGCGUUCAACGGCCAUUCCUUUGUUGGAUGAAUUCAACCAGCUUUUCGAACAAACAUUUUCCGCCAAAAAGAAUCAAAAAUUCUUGUCUUCGGUCACCAAGAGCUUAACAGCUGGAAACUGGCCUCGUCUGGUUAAUCUCUGGCAUGAAGCAGUUCGCAUGUCUGACAGUCUCUUCCGUGCCCCCAAAGGUUCUGACCAAAGAACCGAAGAACAGCCGUCGAAGAAACGAAAACUUGACUCACCAAAGUACGCUGCGCUGAGGGAUAAGUGGGAAAGUUUCAAAGUCCAAUUAAGUGACUUUGAGGCCCAGGCAAGUCGGGGUGACUCUAAAUUCGCCUUUGCUUUUGUUCAAGGAAAGAUCGUUCGAGCCCUGCGAAAUGGAGAAUGGGUCUUGCUAGAUGAAAUCAACCUAGCAACUCCUGAUAUCCUUGAAAAUAUUGCAAGCUUGUUGCACCAUGGUGACGAAGGAAUGCCUUCAGUUCUGCUAUCCGAAGCCGGAGAUGUGGAACGUGUGUAUGGUCAUUCUGAUUUCAGGAUCUUUGGCGCCAUGAAUCCUGCCACAGAUGCCGGAAAACGAGAUCUGGCCCCGGGAUUGCGCUCGAGAUUUACGGAGAUCUAUGUCCACUCUCCGGAUGUCGACUUUGAUGACUUGCUGGGGUUGAUACAAACAUACCUGGGCAAUCUGUCUCAGAGCGACCUCCGCCUAGCUUCUGACAUUGCUAGUCUCUAUCUCGCCACUAAGAAACUGAUGCUUGAAAAUAAAUUGACUGAUGGUGCAGGUCAGAAACCUCAUUUCAGUAUUCGUACUUUAGUGCGCAGCUUGGUCUAUAUAACAGACCAUGUGCAUAGUUAUGGUCUUCGGCGAGCGGCCUACGAAGGUUUCUGCAUGAGCUUCUUGACCCUACUGAGUCAGGAGUCAGAGAAAUUAGUCGUGCCCCUCAUCGAGAAGCAUAUAUUCGGUUCUACCAAACAUGCGAAAUCAUUGCUUGGUCAAGUCCCUAGAGCCCCGGAAGAUGGCAGUGAGUAUGUGCAAUUCAAGCAUUACUGGAUGAAGAAGGGUCCCUUCACUGCAGAGAAACAGCCACACUAUAUCAUCACACCCUUCAUUGAAAAGAACUUGAAGAACUUACUCCGUGCGAGUUCCACACGUCGAUUCCCCAUUCUUCUUCAAGGUCCUACUUCGUCUGGUAAAACUAGCAUGGUUGAAUACCUUGCGAAAAUUUCAGGCAACAAAUUUGUCCGCAUUAAUAACCAUGAGCAUACCGAUUUGCAAGAAUACCUUGGUUCCUAUGUGUCAACAGACGAUGGGUCUCUGACAUACCAGGAAGGUGUCCUCGUGGAGGCUCUUAGGAAUGGCCACUGGAUUGUGCUUGAUGAGCUCAACUUGGCGCCAUCAGAUGUCUUGGAAGCACUCAAUCGACUUUUGGACGACAAUCGAGAACUUUUCCUACCAGAAACGCAAGAAGUGAUUCAACCGCACCCAAACUUCAUGCUUUUUGCCACUCAAAAUCCUGCCGGUCUUUAUGGUGGACGUAAAGUUCUUUCCAGAGCGUUCAGGAAUCGUUUCCUAGAGUUACAUUUCGAUGAUAUUCCAGAGGACGAGUUAGAGUAUAUCCUGAAGGAAAGAACGCAAAUUGCUCCUUCUUUCUGUUCAAGGAUUGUAUCUGUGUAUAAGAAGCUUUCUGUUCUGAGACAGUCCACUCGCUUGUUUGAACAGAAAAACAGUUUUGCAACGCUCCGUGACCUUUUUAGAUGGGCCCUUCGUCAAGCAGAUGAUCGUGAGACGCUAGCUAUCAAUGGGUUUAUGCUGCUUGCGGAGAGAGUACGGAAUUCUUCCGAGCGAGCGGCUGUCAAGAAAGUGAUAGAAGAUGUCAUGAAGGUAAAAAUUGAUGAAGAUGCUAUCUAUGGCCUGGCGGAACUGGAAAGGAGAGCCGAAGGAAGGGCAUCGUUGUCAAAGAAUGUUGUUUGGACGAAAGCUAUGAGGAGGGUAUUUGUUCUUGUCUCCGAAGCCCUUCGAAACAACGAGCCUGUCCUCUUGGUUGGAGAAACUGGUUGCGGAAAAACUCAAAUCUGUCAGGCGGUUGCUGAGAUUUACGGCAAAGAAAUGUUCAUUGUCAAUGCUCAUGUCAACCUCGAAACUGGAGAUAUUGUCGGCGCGCAAAGACCUUUGAGAAAUCGGUCUGCGAUAGAACGACAAUUGCGCGACGAUCUUGCAAGCGUAUUGUCGACGUUAUCGAAAGCUGAUGUCGAUCAGUCAUCGAGGAGCUUAGAGGAUCUAAAAAUUUCCUUUGCGCAGUUGGCUCCCGAAACCCUUGAGGCCAUACCUGCUGAGCUACUGGAUUGCAUCAAGACAAACAUCACAAGGUCCCAGGCUCUAUUCGAGUGGUCCGACGGGAGCCUUAUCACGGCCAUGAAAACCGGUCAAUAUUUUCUCUUGGAUGAAGUGUCUCUUGCUGAUGACUCUGUACUUGAAAGACUCAACAGUGUUCUUGAGCCCCACAGAUCACUUUUGCUGGCUGAAAAGGGUCCCGUUGAUUCUUUAGUAAUUGCACAGGAUGGCUAUCAAUUUUUGUCAACCAUGAAUCCUGGAGGAGACUAUGGUAAGAGAGAACUAUCUGCCGCACUCAGGAAUCGUAUGACCGAGAUAUGGGUUCCUCAACUAUCAGAAGAAGAAGACAUCCUGCCAAUCUUGAAGGAUAAGCUGCAGUCUAUGGACGAAAAUAAGACUAAGGCUAUGCUCCAAUUUGCCAAAUGGUUCAAGCAAACUUUUCAAGGGUCUUCUACGUUUUCUGUAUCCAUCCGUGAUUUGCUUGGAUGGGUUGAGUUCAUCAAUAAAUGUCCGCCGUCAAAUCCAGAGUUUGCAAUUGUUCAAGGUGCAGCUAUGGUAUACAUAGACACACUGGGUGCAAAUCCAUCCGCAAUGCUCUCUACCUCAACGGAUAGUGUUGCGCAGAGUCGGCAGCUGUGUCUAGAAAAGUUGGGAUCCUUGCUGGAGAUUGAUGCUGUGCGGAUAUAUAAUGAAAAUGCCACCGUCUCAACCCAAGAUGGUUAUCUUUGUGUUGGUCCUUUCCGGUUGCCAGUCUCCCCAGGUUCAUCUCCAGAUCCUGACUUCGUCAUGGACGCACCAACGACAAUUGCCAAUUCCGUUCGCAUUGCUCGUGGGCUGCAGACAUCGAAGCCUAUUCUGCUCGAGGGUAGUCCUGGUGUUGGAAAGACGACCUUGGUGGCAUCGCUUGCUCGUGCUCUUGGGAAGCCUCUUACUCGAAUCAAUCUGUCAGAUCAAACAGAUCUCACUGAUCUUUUUGGCUCCGAUGUCCCUGUCGAAGGGGGUGACGUUGGCCAGUUUGCUUGGCGCGAUGCCCCAUUCUUGCAAGCAAUGCAACGAGGAGACUGGGUCCUUCUCGACGAGAUGAAUCUUGCUUCUCAGUCGGUGCUGGAAGGUCUCAACUCAUGUCUUGAUCAUCGCCAGCAGGUGUAUGUGGCCGAACUUGACCAGACAUUCAAGAGACAUCCGGAUUUCGCUUUGUUCGCAGCACAAAAUCCUCACCACCAAGGUGGUGGCAGAAAAGGGCUUCCCGCAUCCUUUGUCAAUCGAUUCACAGUUGUGUAUGCGGAUUCCUUCAGUGACACGGAUCUGAACAGCAUCUGCUCGAAGUUAUUCCCACGAAUUCCAGCCGACCAGACAUCUAAGAUGGUCGAAUUCAUGUCAAAGCUGAAUUGGGCUAUUGACUAUGAUCGAGAAUUCGCCAAUAUUGGGGGUCCUUGGGAGCUGAACCUUCGCGAUAUCCUACGAUGGUUCCAGCUUGCCGAUCGAGGAAACGUACAGUUACCCAGUGGCUACUUUCUUGAGAAUAUUAUUAGUCACAGGUUUCGAACGGAGAAAGACCGCUCGCUGAUCUCUGCACUCUUCGAAGAGUCUUUCAAGAUUCCCGCGCCUGAAAAGUCUUAUUAUCAUAAUUUGACGGUUGAGAAAUUUCAAGUUGGACUUGCGAUAAUGCCUAGGCGACAACUCGAACAAAGCACCACCCACUCAGAUGUCAAGAUUCUUCCUGCUCAUCUUCCUAUACUCGAGUCUCUUAUGUUCUGUAUAGAGCGAGCCUGGCCAAGUAUCCUCGUGGGACCUUCAGGUUGUGGUAAGACAACAACCAUUCGCACGCUUGCGUCUAUCCAAGGAGCUGAAUUGGUGGAACUAGCAUUGAGUGCUGACACAGAUACCAUGGACUUAAUUGGUGGUUUCGAACAGAUUGACUAUCGCAGACAAACCCAGUCAUUAGCCAAGGAUGUGGUGAACUUUGUACAUCAUCAGAUCAUCACUACUGUUACUUCCGAGUCUGCUUCAAGUUCGAUUGUGCAUCUGCUAGAAGCUUACGGGGUCUGUAGCAAUCCUGAGAUCAAUAUUGAAACACUAGCCGACGUCAUCAAUGCUCUCCAACCGCAUUUUGAUAGUCUAGCAUUCGCCAGUCUUAUCCAACGAUGCAAAGCGCUAGUGCAGACCUCAAAGGAUGCAAACAAAGUGGGUUUCGAGUGGACAGAAGGAGCGUUGACCGAAGCCAUACAACUUGGUCACUGGGUUGUAUUAGAUAAUGCGAACCUUUGCAAUGCAUCCGUUCUGGAUCGGUUGAACUCGUUGAUGGAACCGAAUGGCUACCUAGUGUUGAACGAACAACGCACAGAAGAUGGCUCGGCUCGAACCAUUCGUCCACACCCAAACUUCAGGUUGUUCCUCACCAUGGAUCCUAGAAACGGAGAGUUGUCUCGGGCUAUGCGUAAUAGAUCUGUGGAAGUGUGCUUCUUGUCAGAAUUUCCCGCUGUUGCGUCUUCCGUAUAUACGCCAUUGUUUACACUUGAGUCAGCUUUAUACCGCUUACGCUAUGUUUGGAACUGUGAUCCCGAGUCACAGUCAUCAGAUGUUGCAGAUCAGUUGUUUGGCAUUCGUCUAGACCAUGUUGAGAUGUCGGACCUUGCCAACUUCAAUCAUUCACUUCGGCAAUUAGCGAUAUCUUUUCCUGAUGCAGAGCAGUCGAAAGCGGCUAUGGAAAUCCUUGAGCGUUAUGCCAAGCUGGUUGAAGGCAAUUUUCAAUGGAAGGCCCUGUUUUCUUUGAGUAUGGAAAUUGGUGAUCAGGGAGCUGAACUUGUACAUCCUCUUGUCAAUGAGCCACGCCUGACCUGGCAUUCGAGCCAGGCCGAUCGUAUCAUACUUCUCUCUCAACUGCAAGGUGUUAAACUAAGCUUGCAUCAGCUCCAACAACGUCUGGUUCAUUCACAUCAGAAUUCUCAGCAUCUCAAGCCUUCUCAGAUGACAAGAUUGGAACGCUCUUUCGCUUCAAGUAGGAUAUCGAGCCUGAUGAAAGACGAUACCCAGGCAGUGAGCUCUUUCUUGACAGAUUUUGUUCACACUUCUUACGAAUUCAUUCAACGUCUUGACAAUGACUCUGGGUUGGUCAAUGAUGCCUUAUCUGUACUGAAGGAUUUCACCAAAAUUUGCUGGGACAUUUAUACGGUUACCCAGGUUAAGGAGCUGGACGAAGGCGUGUUCCAGAUCUACCUGCAGAUCGGCCAGCAAAUCUUGUCCUCUGCCGCCGAAAGCCAAUCUGCACUGUCUCCGUUGUUCUCUGCAUUGGCUCAGCUUCUCAGCCGUUUCAGGUCAACAUGGGCGUUAAAGACAGGAUUGAGCAUGCGAAGGAUCUGGGAUGCUUGGAGACCUGUCACCUGCACUGACGUCGAGCAGCUGAACUCGCUCCUGGAUCUGGAAGGCGUGGUUUCUGGGUUCAACAAAAUCGCGCUUCAGACAAGAUUAAAUAUUUCUCAGCUUGGGCUAGUCCGAAAAUCGCUGAUUGAAGCACAGAAUGCAAUGCUGCUUAACAAUGCGGAUGGCAAGCUUCUCGUACCAAGUCUAAAGCAACAAGUCACGGAAUUGGUCUCUGCCACCGAAAUAUACUCAUCUCCUCAACCUCCACAUUUUUUGAAGGUCUUUGAGAGUAUAUGCGAGUACCAUGACUUGCCCAUACUUUAUAACGAGAGUCAAAUUCAACAUCAUGGACAUUUGAAUGAGACACUGCCACUUCUUGCCGGAAGACCAGCAUACUCUACGGUGCCAUUCAACGAGAAGUUCCCCGUUUCUUCUAUCCUACACAGACUAGCUCUGUACAACGGCUCAGAAGGAGCCAUGCUUGCUGUAUCACCCUGGUCAUCAGCUUUCUCGGUUGAUUUGUUGCAACACGUGCAGCGUACUAAUGAAGUUCUCCUUGGACGACUCGAUUUCUUUCAAAGCGAACUUCAUGCAUUAGUUGAAGCGGUAUCUUACAGCUCUCGGGAGAUAUCACUUUCCCAAACUGUGCUACUGGCAAGGGUGUUCACGCGUGUGAUAUUAGAAAUUCUAUGUCUCCAUCAAGAUUUCCUGAAUACGACUAGUCUUGAAGUGGUUGUCUCCGCGCUAUGUGACCUCGAGAAAACCGGAACAUUCCAUGGCUCAAUUCCACAACUUGAACCUGCAAUGGAUCUGCCGCCAAAUCAUUUCUUCAGAGAGUUCGUCAAUGACCUCUCAGGAUGCAUCCAGACACUUGCAAAUGUUCGAAAUAACUCAUCAGUGAGCACUCUAUACGAGUUGGGCCAUGUCUGCGUUCAACUCUCAGUGUUCUGUCUCCGUCUUUUUGUUCCAGACAAACCAUAUGACCCUUCGCUAGGUUUAGUGGUUGAGAGACAACGCCACGCAGACCAGGUUCUGCAAUUGACCGCUGAGGAUGAAGCCCUCGCCACUUUCGAGAAGGAAUUCUCUGGUCGAACUUCUAAUUUGCGCCGUUGUUUGAUCAAGGAAGAGUUAAAAAGGCUUGGGUCAACUCCAUCUGCUUCUCCGGUCAGUCGUCCAGCCAAGUCGCGGCUCAUGGAAUUGCACGGCGAGUUUAUGAAUCUGCACAAUUCAGUACUGAGUAGAACUCCGGAAACCUUUGGUGUUGCUGAGUUCCAACAAUACGGAAACCUUCUCAAAGACAACGUUCGUCUUAUUUGCGCUCGUCUUCGGUCCAACUUUAGAGUCUACGACGAUAUUACUGUUUUGGUUACUCGAUUUCUGACAAUGCUUGAUUUAGGAGCAUCCCUUUGUUUGGGAGGAGCAAAUAAAAGCCAAUCCAAGAUAUCCCAAAUCAUCACUCAGACUACACCCUUCAUUGGCGGCAACACAUACCCUUUAAUGAAGAAACCAGUUCACGCAGUUGCCUCGAUGAAGAAUCAAAUCAAAGUGCAAAUACAUCAACUUUCAUCACUGGCUCUUCAUCACGGUGCCAACUCAGCAAAUCUAGACUCGGAAGCUGCUCUCUCCCAUCUGAAGGAAAUAUUCCAGUCGCUGCAUCUUAUCUGGAAGAAGCAACUCGUCGAAGACCAGAAAGAGGCCGCAGAGAAGUCUCAAACUUAUCGCUACAAAGGAUCGUUUGAGGAUAGCGAGGAAGUUGACGAAUCUGAACUUCGUGAACUGUUCCCUGUUUACGAAGGGACUGAGGAGGAAGUAUCAGAAAAGCCUCGAAUGGAUAUUAACUCAAUUUCCCUUAGAUUGACCGAACUGCAUGCGGCUAUCUUUGCACCUGGAGACAUUGAAGGAAAUCUAAGAGAGUUCAUUGUUGAAUCCACCCGACUGCUUGGUUCGCUGGACAGCGGACAGGAUUCAUAUGCACCGCCAGAAUCCUACUUGCCUGGUAUCCUGCUGGUAUUGAAAGACGAGCUAAAGUCUUACGAGAAUGUUUCCCCAAGACGUUACAACUUCUACUUGGAUGCGAACAUCGCAGAAGCCAAACGUCUAGUGUCGCUUGUGCUAUCCGUGCGAAAUCGAUUUGUCCAGUUGCAAGCAGCAUGGCCUGAACAUGCAGCCAUUCACGAUGUCUUGGUCUGUUGCCAAGAGAUUCUGCAGUUCAAACACUUGGAACCCGUUGCCAAGUAUAUCACCAAGUUGGAAAAAUUGCAUGGCCUUGUUCAUGAGUGGCAACUGGUGGCCAGCAAGGAUUACUCGGCUGCCUCUUUAUAUGAUCAAAUCACGGCUUUGACCAUUAGCUGGAGACGUCUUGAAUUAUCAACAUGGGCCAAGUUGUUAGAUCUAGAGUUUGAAAAGUGUGAGAAAGCCGUUAGCACCUGGUGGUUCGUGGCAUAUGAGGCAUUCAUUGCGUUGCCCUUACAGAAGGCCGAGAAUGGCGAAGAUCUCAAGGACUACACUACUGAAGCUCUUCAUACUCUCGAAGCUUUCCUCAAGUCCACCACAAUUGGCCAGUUCAGUGCACGUCUACGAUUAAUCGAGCAGUUUAGAUCAUUGUUACAGCUAUUUGCAAACCAUAACCCGACCUUAAGCUGCAUUGUCUCUGCACUGGAAAACUUCUUGCAUCAUUACAGACCAUAUGAGCCCGUCGUCAAUAAGACAUUGGAGGAAAAAAGAAAAUCUCUUGAUAAGGACGUCAAGGAGCAAAUUCAACUGGCCAGUUGGAAAGAUACGAACAUCACUGCUUUACGCGAGAGUGCAAGACGAUCGCAUUACAAAUUGUUCAAGUACGUUCGAAAGUACAGAGAAUUUCUUUCUCAACCCACCGACCAGAUACUUCAACAAGGCAUGCCAGAUUUGCAUGAGCAAUCUCUGGAUAUAAACUUUGCAAAGCCGCUUCCAGUCUCUUUGUGGGAUUCAUCAGAUGCUCUUAUGGUCUGCGAACGGUACGAUCCUAUUUGGGCCAAUCGAGCUCCCAGGUUCAAAGAUCCAUCAACCACUGCUGUUAAUAUGUUGAGGGUCUAUACGUCUUCAUUGUCUGAAUUGGAUGUUCCCUCGCAACUGAGCAGCUUCGUCACAGACGUGAUUGAGACUGUGAAGUCAUUCAAAUCCGAGACACCGAGCACUUUGACAGAGGACAACAAGCAGCAUGUACAGCACCUUAAGACCCAGAAACGUCGUUUCUAUGCCGAAACACUCCGUCAACUUCAUUUCAUGGGCAUACGACGAAACGUGAGUACGGUAUUCAUCGAAGAGCAAGCCACAAUCAAUCAGGUUCUUGCUACUACGCCAAACAUCAUUGUCGAACAUGGGCCAGCUGCUACUGUUGCUCAAAGUGCAGAUUCUUACCUUCACAGAUUCUUAGACGUACUCCCUCAUGUCAGGAAGUAUUCACGCGAGUAUAACGAGGAUCUCAACCCGACCGAAGUGACAAGAAGUAUUGGAUCCGCUGAGGGCUUCUUGGUGUUGAUCAGAAAGCAAAGAGAAGAUCUCGCGCCGGUCAUCAAGCAUCUAGUGGGACUCAAAUCUACAUCUGCUGAUAUGAAAGUUCUCUGGACUCACGGGCCUUCGCGACUCAGACAAGAUAACCGGUCUGGCCUUACUGAAAGGGAAAACUCGUUCAGACGUGUUUCUUGGCUGAUCCCCCUUCUUGGAGUUGGAAAAGAGAUUGUGGAGAUUCACUCCUUGUACUCGGGAUCACCUAGCGUCGCAGGCACUUUCCAGCUUUGGAAAGAUACAUUCGCACGCCUUAGGAAUGGUAUUGAGCGGCUGCCACAUCUACCUGAAGGGCUCACAUCUCAGGUCACAAUUGACACUGAGCUUGAAGUCAGGAGCUGCUUCGCGCAACUUAAAUCCGAGUUCACCACGCUGAUUGAGGACCGGCCUGAGCUGGCAUUUGUUCUUGAACAGGCUAUCUCUUGGCUAGAGAUACCUGCUCCUAGUGAUGCGACAUCCGCAGAGAGCGAUAUGGUGAUUGAUAAUUUGAACGAUCAUUAUCUUUCUGCAGUCAACAAGAUCUUGGUCGCAUUACAAGAACUCAAAGGCUCUUUAGCCUCCCUACCGCCUGACAUGGAGAACAAGGACUGGCUUUCACGGACGGACUCUUCGUUGUCGAAAGCACUUCGGGAUCUGCAUAUCGGCGAUAUUGCUAGAUCUCUGAACUCUGUCCUUGAUAAGCUUCAGUCUUUGCAGGACUCUGAUUCUAGUUUACCUCUCGCCAGUGCAAUUAUAGCUGGGCUGCUACCGAUAACAGAGCAAUAUUACAAUAUCUGCGAGGACAUGAUUGGCCGUUAUCUUGGAGUCCAUAGAGAAAUAUGUAAGAUGGCAUAUAUCCUCUCCAAGUCAUUCACGCAGAUCGCAUCAGAGGGCUUCUGCAGUCCCCAUGAAGCCUCCACUGAGGAAAGCGGAUCUGGCAAAGUUGAAUCUGGAACGGGUCUUGGUGAAGGUGAAGGAGCCGAGGAUAUCAGCAAAGAUAUUCAGGACGAUGAGGAUUUAUCCGAACUUGCGCAGGAAAAGGAUCAAGAGAAGUCUUCCAAGGAUGAUAUAGACAAGUCUGAAGAUGCUGUGAACAUGGAUCAAGAAGACCUUGAAGGCGAGUUUGAUGACGAACAGAAGGAGACAGAAGGCGAGGACAAAGAAGAUAUGUCUGGUGAAGAAGGUGACGAUGAGAUUGAUGAAGAAGUUGGUAGUGUCAACGAUCUCGAUCCAAAUGCAGUCGACGAGAAGCUGUGGGAAGGUGCCCAUGAUGAAAAACAGAAGGAAACAGAGAAUGAAGAGGGCAAGGGACAGUCCGAAAAGGACGAACAGGCAGCAGCAAAUGAUAAGAAGGAGCAAGAUCUGAAAGAUCAAGAAGAGAAGGGCGAUGAGCCGAUGGAAGCAGAGGAAGGAGAACGAGAAGAAGCUCCUGAAGAUGAGGAAGAAACGGGUGGUAGAGAAGAACUUGAUGUCACCGAUCCACAUGCCAAGGAAGAACAAACCCUUGACCUCCCAGAGGAGAUGCAACUUGAUGGGGAAGGACCAGAAGACGCCGAGUCGGACAUGAGUGAUGAUGGCAUGGAUGAGUUGUCUGAUUUCGAGCCUGCGACCAACGGAGACAAAGCGGAGGAAACAGUUGAUGAAGAUGAGCGCAGCGCAACUCCAGACCCGGGUGAUAUCGACAUGGAAGAUAACCAUCAGAAUGAAGCUGAGUCAGGAGAGCCAGAAGGUGAGCAAGAAGCCAAUAUCGCUGGUGAGGAAGAAACCUUGGACGAAGAACUGGAAGCGGAACAAAAAGAGAAUAAGGCUUUGGAAAAAGAUGAGAACACUGCAGCUGGUGAAAAUGCCGAUCAAAGUGACGAGAUUGCUGGUGGAAUUGGUUUGGAUACAGAUACCAAGGAAGAAAAGGGUUCGUCUGGCAAUGCUCAACAAGAAGGUGGUGCUGAAGAAGCUAGCUCUGAGGAACAACCCAACGGUGCUACAGAAGAGGGUGCGGAUCAGAAGAAGGCUGAGAGUAGCUCUGGGGGAGCAGGUGAAGAUUCACAGGAUGAUCCACAGUCGGAAGCAUUCAAGAAACUAGGAAAUGUUCUCGAAGAGUGGCAUCGCAGACAGCGGGAGAUAAUGAAUUCGUCAAGAGACAAGGAGAAGCAAACCCUGCCGCUGGACACCAACAUGGCUGAUGCAGAAUUCGAGCAUCUGGCAGAUGAAGACGAUGUUGCAGACACGCAAGCAUUAGGCCAGGCGAGCGAAGAACAAGCAGAGGCAUUGGAUCAACAGAAAGGAGUUGAAGCCGAGAAGCCUAGUGUUACUGAUGAUAUCCCACCUGACGUUAUGGACGGUGACAAGGACAAUCAGCCGGACGAGAACCUGCUUGAUGAAGCAGCAAUGGAUCUUGACGUCGCCGAGGUCAAUGCUACAGAGGGAGCUCAAACCGCCAAGGGCACAUUGGUUGGCGAAACGUACAAGGAACGAGAUGGCGAGCCACCAAUGACGGAGGAAUUGGACGAAGUAGAUACACAUCUAGCAGCAAUCCAUCUUUCCUCGGCCAAUGCAACCAAAACCUCAAUUGAUGAAGCUCGAAGAUUGUGGGCUCACUACGAAGCUGUCACUAACGAUCUUUCUCUUUCGCUUACCGAACAACUACGUCUCAUCCUUGCCCCUACACUCGCCACUAAACUUCGUGGUGACUUCCGAACUGGCAAAAGACUCAAUAUCAAGAAGAUCAUUCCGUACAUCGCUUCCCAGUACAAACGCGACAAGAUCUGGAUGCGUCGUUCCAUCCCUAGCAAACGCAACUAUCAAAUCAUGCUAGCAGUCGACGACAGUAAGUCCAUGUUGGAGAGUGGAAGUGGUCAGCUUGCCUUUGAGACGCUUGCCCUCGUUGCUAGGAGUUUGAGUAUGUUGGAAGCGGGUGAUCUGUGUAUCGUCGCUUUUGGAGACGAGGAGCACGUUCGAGUAGCCCAUGAGUUUGGCAAACCCUUCUCGUCAGAGGCAGGUACUCAGGUCUUCCAGCAAUUCAGCUAUCAGCAAACCGGUACGAAUGUUCGUAAGCUUGUUGCCGAUUCAAUUGCGCUCUUCCGUGAGGCACGGGGGCGGAAAUCUGGCGGAGGUGGUAACUCAGCGGACCUUUGGCAAUUGGAACUUAUCAUAUCCGACGGUAUCUGUGAAGACCACGAGACAAUUCGACGACUCGUCCGACAAGCGCAAGAAGAGCGUAUCAUGAUAGUAUUCAUCAUCGUCGAUGCUGCUUCAGGAAGUUCAAUUCUGGAUCUGACGCAAGCAAGCUUUGAGCCUGAUGAUUCUGCGAUGGGGACCGGGGAGAUGAAGCUCAAGAUGAAGAGAUAUUUGGAGGGGUUCCCAUUUGCUUACUACCUGGUGGUGAGGGAUGUGCGUGAGUUGCCGGCUGUUUUGGCCAUGGCAUUGAAGCAGUGGUUUGCAGAGGUGGUUGAAACUUCGUCGUGAUCUUAUGUCUCCAAUGAUACAAAAGUGCAUUUUAUGGAGUUUAGACUUGCUGCAUAUUAGGAGUUGGUUGUUUUUCUUCUUUUUUUUUAUGAAUAUCAUUUAUAUGAAAUGUGUAUACUGUCAGAAAUUAUGAUACAAUAAAGGUCCGUUCAACCAAGUGACUACCUAUCGGAAGGACCAUUCAAUAUUAGAACUUUUAUAUAGCUUGUUUUG
Talaromyces stipitatus ATCC 10500 is the source of this 14682-nucleotide messenger RNA. RefSeq names its product midasin, putative. Bases 1 to 14469 code for a protein of 4822 amino acids. Gene Ontology annotation, molecular function: ATP hydrolysis activity; ATP binding. The transcript is spliced from 2 exons. NCBI's taxonomy places the organism in Eukaryota, Fungi, Ascomycota, Eurotiomycetes, Eurotiales, Trichocomaceae. Gene Ontology annotation, cellular component: preribosome, large subunit precursor; nucleus. The record is from RefSeq and is a predicted model, not a curated record. Gene Ontology annotation, biological process: ribosomal large subunit assembly; rRNA processing.